Messenger RNA from Pseudomyrmex gracilis, 876 nucleotides. RefSeq lists its product as uncharacterized. The record is from RefSeq and is a predicted model, not a curated record. The coding region runs from base 1 to 876 and encodes 291 amino acids. Lineage: Eukaryota; Metazoa; Arthropoda; Insecta; Hymenoptera; Formicidae. The transcript has 2 exons.
AUGAUGCAAUGCCUGGCAGAAGGAGAAGGAUAUAGGCACCUCGGCAUUCCGACGGGGUUUUCCGUUGAUCAGAACCCUUAUUCUACGAUUCAGGGCAUGAUGGAGGAUUUGCAGCGCGUCGAGCGCUCGUUCCUAGCUUCGUGGCAGCGAGUCGAGAUGGUGGCUACUUACAUCCUGCCACGUCUCGACUUCUUGUUGCGAAGUGCCAAAGUAGAAAAGGGCCUCGUGAAAGUCGCGGACAAGCAGAUAAGGAGGCUGGCUAAGUCGUGGCUCAACCUCCCUCAGCGCGCCAGCGCGGAGGUAGUCUACCUCCCUCCUAACAAGGGGGGAUGUGGCCUGCUUCCGCUCGCUGACCUCGCCGACGUCCUGACGAUAGCGCACGUCUUCCGUGUUCUCACGGCUGGCGACGCUGGAGUCAGAGACUUGGCGUGGCCGUCGCUGAAGGGAGUGGUUAAGCGGCGAAUUGGUUCAGUACCAACGGAGCAGGACAUCGCUUCGUUUCUCUCGGGCUCGGUCGAGAGAAAGUUCCGCGACGGUGGAGAGCGCUCCCUUUGGUCUGAUGCGCGAAACGCGUGUAGACGGCAGUCCUCCAGAUUGCAGAUCCGCUGGAUGUGGGCGGAAGAGACGCGGGAGCUUCUUCUGGAGUGUCGGAGCACGGGGGGUAACCUGGUGAAGAUCCCACCAGAAGUGCGGGCUCAGGUCAUCCAUGCACUACGCCUGGCUAUCGCGUCGUAUUAUACGAGCACAUUGCUCGCCAAAAAGGAUCAGGGGAAGGUGUUCGAGGUGGCCAUGCGUCAUGGAGUGAGCAAUCACUUCAUGCCAAUGCCUCAGAGUAGCUUCUUAGCCGCGCCGCAGCUCCCGGGUCCUUUAUAUUAG